AACUUUGGACUUGGGGCAUGAGUAUCCAGAAGGCCAAUGUGUGAUCUGUAGAAGAGGAGGACUUUCUAGGUGGUGGGACUGGGCUCCAAGGAUUGGAGUGAGAUCAGGCAGCCAUGAGUACAAGGUGAUGCUGAGAGCAGAGGGGCAUGGCCUGUAGGGUUCUGACCUGUCUGGUACGAGUCCCCUCACGUUCACUCUUCUGGGGAGCCCCAGUGGCCCGGAUGGCCAGUGGCAUGGCCUUGUCAGAGCAGGCACGACUGCUGUUUGAAAGUGCUGUGGGUGCCAUGCAGCCAGGCCCCAUGCUGCAAAGGGCACUGUCCUUGGAUCCAGAUGGUAGACAGCUGAAGGUACGGGACCGGACCUUCCAGCUGCAACAAAAUCUGUACCUUGUGGGCUUUGGCAAGGCUGUGCUGGGCAUGGCAGCUGCAGUGGAGAAGCUACUGGGCCAUCAUCUUGUGCAAGGUGUGAUCAGCGUUCCCAAGGGAAUCUGUGCUGCCAUGGAGCAUGCGGGCAAACAGGAGAUGUUGUUGAAGCCACAUAGCCGUGUCAAGGUAUUUGAAGGUGCAGAGGACAACUUACCAGAUCGUGAUGCGCUGCGGGCUGCACUGGCCAUCCAGCACUUGGCUGAGGGUCUCACAGCUGAUGACCUGCUGCUCGUGCUUAUCUCAGGUGGGGGGUCAGCUCUGUUGCCUGCCCCCAUCCCACCUGUCACCCUCGAGGAGAAACAGAUGCUCACCAAGCUGCUGGAAGCCCGAGGAGCUACCAUCCAGGAGCUGAAUACCAUCCGAAAGGCCCUUUCCCAGCUUAAGGGUGGAGGGCUGGCUCAGGCUGCCUACCCUGCCCAGGUGGUGAGCCUGAUCCUGUCAGAUGUGGUAGGGGACCCUGUGGAUGUGAUUGCCAGCGGCCCCACUGUGGCCAACACCCACAAUGUGCAAGAUUGCCUGAACAUCCUCAAUCGCUGUGGACUUCGUGCUGCCCUGCCGCGUUCCGUGAAGACUGUGCUUUCCCAGGCUGACUCUGAUCCCCGAGGGCCACCCUCCUGUGGUCAUGUCCUCAAUGUGAUCAUUGGCUCUAACACACUGGCACUGGCAGAGGCUCAGAAGCAGGCUCAGCUGCUAGGCUACCGGGCUGUGGUGCUAAGUGCAGCCAUACAGGGCGAUGUGAAGAGUGUGGCUCAGUUCUAUGGGAUGCUAGCCCGUGUGGCUGGAGCCCACCUUACUCCAGCCACAGUUGGGGCCUCUGUAGAAGAGAAUGCAAAACUUCACGAGCUUGCAGUCAAGCUCCAGCUCUCGGACCUGCAGCUGGAGGAGGUGCUGGAAGCUGUAGCAGAGGCUCAGAGCCCAGUCUGCCUGCUGGCUGGUGGGGAGCCCACAGUGCAGCUGCAGGGCUCAGGCAAGGGUGGCCGGAACCAAGAACUGGCCCUGCGUGUUGGAGCAGAGCUUGCAAGAUGGCCACUGGGACCUGUUGAGGUACUAUUUUUGAGUGGUGGCACUGAUGGGCAGGAUGGGCCCACCAGUGCUGCUGGGGCCUGGGUUAUCCCUGAGCUUACCAGCCAGGCUGCUGCCGAGGGGCUGGAUGUGACCACUUUCCUAGCACACAAUGACUCGCAUACCUUUUUCUGCCGCUUCCACGGUGGGACACAUCUAUUAUAUACGGGGCUGACAGGUACCAAUGUCAUGGACACCCACCUCCUGUUGCUGCGGCCUCAGUGAUGGAAAGGGCCAGGAAGACAAGAAUGGGUCCCCAAAACCAUGUGCUUUAGGGCUCCUACCCUUCUCAGUCCUGGCUGCUUUUGGCUCUCUUACCUUUCUGCUCUGUCUUAAUUCCCCACAAUGAGGUCUGUAGAUGGGAGCUUUCUUCCUCCUCUGCUCUCUGUCAUGGCAGUAGGCAGCCCUGAAGACCAGGACAAGCCUUUUGGCCAGUUCACUGUCCCAGUUCUCCUCUGCACAGUCUCUUGGACAAGCCCUUUAACCUGUUUCUUCUGUGGAGUAAAGCUAGAAAGACUGGAAAUAAAAAGGACCACACUAUGGGUUUUCUAUGCAUCUUUCCUAGGUGCAGAGACUUGCAGGGAGCUGCUGGGGAGGGGAGUGUAGUCUGGCUGUAGACAUGGUGCCAGAACCUAACAGGAAUUUCCUGUGCCCCUCUGCUGGGCACAUCGACUUGUUUCAUAUAAAUGGGAGGCUAUGUUGUAUCUUUGGAAACUGGUGCCCAACAGCUUCAAUGUGGGCGAGCAGGGACAGGCCUAAAGAUUGCCACCAGCUGACCCUGCACACCAGCAACUUCUAGUUGCAUCCUUGGCACAGUCCCUCCAACUUUCUAUAUGCUUUGUUGGGUGCCACCUGCCACCUGCCACCAAGGAUAGCCCUUCUGUAUUUGGGCAGCCCUAUUACACUUCCUAGCCAUCUGUUUGUCCAGGAGCUUCUCCAGCCCGCAAGAUACUGGACCUUGUUUUCUUGUUGCCAGCUCCAUUUUCCUAGGCUGAACACCCUCAGGUCCUUCAGCCAACUCGGACACAGUUCUGAGCUAGUGCCAGCCCCUCAGUGGGGUCUCCAAGCAUUGUGACAAUAUGAUGCUUCAGAGCAAUGAGGGGUCCCUUCUGUUAGAGCUAGUGAGAGAAGCAGCAACUGAGGAGAGUAGCAGAGAAUGCUCCCUUGGGCUGGCUGGUAGUCUGGAUUGGGAAAAGAAGGUGCCAGCUCACUUCAGGUCCUCUUGUGCAGUGUCGGAGGCCUCCGCUGACUAUCCUCGCCGUGCGCCACGGCUCCAAUCCCUAUAUGAGUGAGCAAUAGAAUCACAUAGGAAUAAAAAGCCAUAGAGAACAGCGAGGCCUGGGGCUGCUCCUGUGGUCCUGGGCUCUACCUGGAGGCUGCAGGGAGCUCUAGACCAGGGCUGGUGUGCCUUCCUGGGAGGAUCUUCCUUUCCCCACUUUGGUUCUGCCCUGCCUAGUUAGCAGGGGUUCAUGACAUGGGGACUUGGUUCAUGCAAUGCAAGCUGUGGGGAUCAGGAGGGAGGAGAAUAAGGUGAACUGGGCUUAAUGCCAAGGAGGUUUAGCAAAGGGGAGCAUUUGAGCCACUGUCCUGCUGACCUUGACCAGACUCUCAGGAGGUCUUCACAUAUCAAUGGUGUUCUGUCCGCUUGAGAUGUGGCCUCCUAGCCUCAGCCCUCAUCUUCAGGAGUUCAUUAACACAGGGUGCCAAGUUGCAGAAAGAGCAGGGAAGGAGGGCUGUCUUCAGUGUGUGUGUGGUUGGGGGAGCGUAGGGUGGUGUUAGCAUAGGGAGGGCAUCUGUGAGUAGGCGGGCGCGCUAGGCUGCUGUGGGAGCACAUGGGUGCUUCCAGAGCUGCUGAGGGCUUUGUACAUGUGAAGAGUCUUGCUGGAGGCUUCUUCCUGCUACCUUGGGCCCUUUCCUAUAGCAUACAUACAGAGGUGUAUGAUUUGUCGGCUUCACCCAUUACAUUUGCUUACUCUGGCCCCCAGAGAUAAGAAAGUAUUUGUAGGUCUGUGUAAAUGAUAGAUAAAUCCCUGCACUGUGAGUACUCAAAGAUUAUUUGCUCCGUAAAUGUAAAUUAUGAAUCACUAAGGUCCUCCCCUCCUUUUUGCUUUUGGCUUUUGUCUUUCUUGGCUCAGAUUUCUCCCCUCUUAUACCCACUUCAUCACUGAACCCUGAAUCUAGAAUCUUUUGCCCAGAGAGUGCCCAGACCCCAUGCCUGCUUCAGCUUUCAUAGGCCUCUCUGUUCUCUGCGCUUUGCAUGAGCUGAGCAGUAGAGAGCCCUUUGGGGAUAACUUAUCCAAACCACUUUGUCUUACAGCUGGAGAAACAGAGGUGGCUUGUGGGCUGCACAGCAAGCCAGCCACAGAUCCAGGACGAGAACCUGGCUAGAACUUGGCUUUUUGUCCUCUGCCACACUCAAGGGUUCAGGCUUUCUGGGGCUCACCCAGAGCCAGAAGAUACACUUUUGCCUGCAAGUGCUGGGAGAUGGUCACAUGACCAUAUCUGGCUUCCCCAGAGAUCCAAGAAGCAGAUUAGUUGGUCUCUGCUUGGCUUGCAUGGAAAGUUCCAUAUUGAUUUUGUGGGAAACCAUAUGCAGUGAAUGGUGGGGCUCUAUAUAAAGGUGUGUGUUUGAAACCUUAUACACUUCUGUGUGUGGGCAUAGGUACAUGUGUAGGUGUGUGUGUAUCUAGUGCCACCCAUGACCAGUCACUGAGCAGGCCUUUGUCAAGGGGCCCCUAUAGGCUGGCAGAGCAAAGGCAAAUGUGUUCCUGCCAGAUUGAGUUGGUUAACUUUGUGCUGAUAGCGGUAGUGAGUCUCAUGAAGAUUUUGUCAGGGAAUGUCAUCAUGAAGGUGUCUUAGGAUCUUGAUGCUGAGGGUAAUUUCCUUACUAUAGGGGGUGGUGAUAUAGGGCCACGGUGUGGCCCAGCUGGCUGGAGAAAUAAGUGGGACCUGUCAAUUACAAGAUACCCACUGCCAAGUAAUUCCCAGAAGCCCGUGUGUGGAAUUUCUCUUGGUUCCCAUGAGAUGUGGAUGUCAUGUAAGACAUAGACACCAUGAGGAAUCCAUGAUUGUGACUCCUCAGGGUAGCCCACACUGCAUCAGAUGCAGAGUGCAUUUUAUUUUUGCUUUUAUCCUUUCCUUUCUUUGUCCAGCCUAAGUUUCCUCUGCAGAAUUAGUUUUUCCCUCACCCCAUCACCUCUGAAUUUUCAAAUAAACUUUCAGAACUGUU
Messenger RNA from Cavia porcellus (domestic guinea pig), 4716 nucleotides. It is a transcript of the gene Glyctk, whose product is annotated as glycerate kinase. Gene Ontology annotation, molecular function: glycerate kinase activity. The record is from RefSeq and is a predicted model, not a curated record. Gene Ontology annotation, cellular component: cytoplasm. Lineage: Eukaryota; Metazoa; Chordata; Mammalia; Rodentia; Caviidae. Gene Ontology annotation, biological process: protein phosphorylation. The coding region runs from base 147 to 1712 and encodes 521 amino acids. The transcript has 5 exons.